AUGGCGCCCCCUCGCGACGACGACCUGACUAAAGACUUAACGAUUCGAUACAACCACGUCUGGGACCUCUACUUCUCUGAAAAACGUUUUAUAGCAUUCACAAUGGUCGAAGAUCUCGUCACAGAGCCGGGACUAUGCGCGGACCAUGAGGCUGGUAUGCACCAACUUCUGGCCUGCCACCCCUUCAAUGAUGACACUGUCAUGCACACUCAAGAGGUGGUCCGUAUCGAUAGCGAGAUCGUUCAGCAGCAUCACGACACCGCUACGAUGCACGAGCAGGCUUGCAUGCAAACCAAGCUUCGGUUUGCGAAGGAGCAUCUUGAGCUUAUUCUGGAGAAGAAGCGCAAAUUCGACGAAGAUGUAGCCAUGUGGAUCUCUAUGGAAUUCGUCAAGGUCGAUGCCCAGGACGCACAACUCGAGCAGGCAGAACGGGAUGAGCAGGCCGAACGACCGGCAGGUCCAGAGCACGACAACCACCCAGGCGAUAUGCUCCCUCUUUCUUCCGCCACCGCUGCCGACGGUGAACUUCUUCUUUCCAGUCAAAAUACGGCCCUCGACACUACCGGCUGUACCGAGGAGUCUUCCCAAGAUCAGCUCCAGUCCACCGCGAGGGUUGAUGCUGCCUCCCCCAAAGACCUGCACAUCAAUGCAUCAGACAAGGAGCAGUUAUGA
This is a messenger RNA of Colletotrichum gloeosporioides, 672 nucleotides long. RefSeq lists its product as uncharacterized. Bases 1 to 672 code for a protein of 223 amino acids. Lineage: Eukaryota; Fungi; Ascomycota; Sordariomycetes; Glomerellales; Glomerellaceae. The record is from RefSeq and is a predicted model, not a curated record. The transcript is spliced from 2 exons.